Polypterus senegalus (gray bichir) is the source of this 1140-nucleotide messenger RNA. RefSeq names its product parathyroid hormone 2 (gene pth2). The coding region runs from base 84 to 581 and encodes 165 amino acids. Gene Ontology annotation, biological process: neuropeptide signaling pathway. The transcript has 3 exons. Gene Ontology annotation, cellular component: extracellular region. The record is from RefSeq and is a predicted model, not a curated record. NCBI's taxonomy places the organism in Eukaryota, Metazoa, Chordata, Cladistia, Polypteriformes, Polypteridae.
GGCAGUUUCAGUUUGUUCACUUUCUCGACGCACGCUGACUCGGUGAGUUUCAACACUGGGACUCGAUUCACCCAAAGAAGGAUAUGAAGACAAUAACAGGACUUCGAUCAAAACUUCUGUUCAAAGCCUUUCUGCUGUCUGCUUUGUUGUGCUUGGGAAACGCUGUGCCUCACCUACGCAGUUUAGACAGCUAUUCAUCUCCCUUGGCUACCAAUGACAACGAAGCCUCAAGGUUUCAGCCCCGCUUCGAUUUUCCCUAUCCCUCCAUUUCACUCCAUGACUGGAGAGUUCGAAUGGUGUCAUCAUCAGAACUUCCAGGACAAAAAUCCAAACUGGUUGUUCUCCCUUCCCGUUUCUGGCCAUCCAGUGAUCAGCUAGAAAGCUCCUUCAGCUCUAACUCUGGGAUGACCAAGAAGUGGCCUUGGGACUGGUCAGAAAACGUGGCAAAUUUGGAGAAAAGAAACAUAGUCGUGGCAGAUGACGCAGCCUUCAGAGAAAAAAGUAAACUGCUGACAGCAAUGGAGAGGCAAAAGUGGCUCAAUUCCUAUAUACAGAAACUGCUGGUCGUGAACUCUAAGUAGAAGAAUGAUGAACACCAUUUAAUUUAAUAAAGUUAUAUAAAAAAAUGUUAUUUUCAUUAAUCUGUCCUUAUUCAUUUUGGGGUAGUGGUGCAUAUUGAAAUGUAAAUCAAUAAAUGUCAGCAGAACUAUGAUGCAGAAUUCAAUAAUGAGGUUCUACCAUUUCUUUACCUCUUUGUCCACACAAAUAUGUACUCCUGAUUUGUAGAUUGACCUAGUAUAUAAAUUACAACAGCAGCUUGUCAGAAAACAAAAACAUUAAAAAGCAUAAAGGUAAUUAAGACAGGUCCUACCUAUACAAAUAAUAGUCUCAGAUUACCAGAUAAGGUAGUGUUUUGUCAAGGUAAGGUCUCGUACUGACCCUUUUCUCUCUUUAUUACAUAGACCUGAAUUAAAUGUCUCAAAUCUCUGCCGUAGCCCACAUAUGUUACACUACCUUUUAUAUCUAUGACCUCUGUCAACAAGAUAGGCUCCAGUACAGGUAGGAGAAAAAAUUACAAUUUUAUUCAUCAUGUAUUAUGGGUAACAUUCCCCAAAUAAUAAACAAAGUAAAAAUGUGAGU